Rosa chinensis is the source of this 1105-nucleotide messenger RNA. RefSeq names its product centromere/kinetochore protein zw10 homolog. Gene Ontology annotation, cellular component: RZZ complex. Gene Ontology annotation, biological process: endoplasmic reticulum to Golgi vesicle-mediated transport; mitotic spindle assembly checkpoint signaling. The record is from RefSeq and is a predicted model, not a curated record. The transcript has 4 exons. Lineage: Eukaryota; Viridiplantae; Streptophyta; Magnoliopsida; Rosales; Rosaceae. Bases 695 to 1105 code for a protein of 136 amino acids.
AACAAAUAUGGUGCUAUUCCUUUUCUAUUCUGUUAAAAAUUCUGACAAAUAAAAUUACACACAGAUAAUGACAACCAAAUCCUAAACCAACAUCAAAAUCCGUAAAAUUUCUUCACGCCUACUCUUACAAUGAAAUCACUCUCAGCUGCCUUGAGCAUAAAUUUACUGACCUCAUAAAUUUACAAUGAUUGCAGUAAGCAUAAAUUUACCGACCUCAAGAUUUAGUUUCUUCGGUGAAAUUUUGCCAUUACUCGCGGCCGAGUUUUAGAACCGCUCCUCCGAGACUCUCCGACCGGCCAUUCCCGGCCGUCCGACUUCACCGGAAUGAAAUCUCUGUUCCGAGAGCUCCUCCUCUCGGGGGUCCUGCCACCACACCGGAUCUCCGCCUCCUCAUCCAACGCCUCGACGCCCACUCCCUCAAAAUCAUGUUCAAAAUCCAAUCCCACCUCCUCUCUCACCGCCACGAAGGAGGCGAGGGAGAAGCGGGAGCGGCUGGAGCUGGUGAGGGCAGUUCUGGAAAUAAGCGAAAAAUUAAAGGCUGCUAGAGAGGCGGUGAGGAAUGGACGGCUGAGAUUUGCGGCUGAGCUAGUGAGGGAGCUGAAGAAGGCUCUUAGGGUUUCCGAUCAGGUUGCUGAGAGUGAGCCUGUUGAGGAAGGAGUGGUCAGACUGCUUUGAUGAGAUUCAAGAGGUGCUGAUGAGGUUCAUGGACAAUGCGGUGCGUUUCGAACGCGAAUCUAAUAGAAUUCGAGUCAAGUAUGUACUGAGCAUUGAUGGGAACCAUGGGAUUGAGCUCAAGACAGUGUUACAAGCUUUGGAUAUGGUUGGCAUUUUACACUAUGGACUUGCUAAAGUAGCUGACUUGAUGAUCAAGCAUGUCAUCUCUCCAGCUCUGAAUUCUGGAUCGCCUGUGUCCUUUGUAACAGAAAUAAAUCCAGACUCACAAGCAAUGACUGAGGCGACACUGAAGAUUGUACCAUCAAAUGAUCCUAAGAUUGAAAGAAUGGACGGGGAGACUAUCUAUCCAAGGAUUAUUGAGGUUAUAAGUUUAUUGACAAGUACAUUUGCUUUCAAGAGGGUUCUUGGACUCGAUGCUUUGGAAGAUUGA